Entelurus aequoreus (snake pipefish) is the source of this 810-nucleotide messenger RNA. RefSeq names its product programmed cell death 2-like (gene pdcd2l). The transcript has a single exon. The record is from RefSeq and is a predicted model, not a curated record. The annotation marks the transcript as partial. NCBI's taxonomy places the organism in Eukaryota, Metazoa, Chordata, Actinopteri, Syngnathiformes, Syngnathidae.
UCAUCGUCCACUUUUCUCGGCUUGUGCGAUGGAGAGAUUGACGAAAACAAGCACCAAUCUUCCGUCUUCACCAACAAAAUCGGAGGACUUCCGGACUGGCUGCCCGGCCUUCCACGCUAGUCUCCCCUCUGCAGGCGCUGUUCAUCCCCGCUAACCCAUGUGGUGCAGGCGUACUGUCCCCUGAAGGAAUCCUCUUACCACAGGGCCAUCCACGUGUUCGCCUACACUGUGGAGUGCAGAGGCCGGGCAGAGAGCUGGACGGCGAUGUGCUCUCAGAGCCUAGAGGCCGAGGUGAGAGCUCAGCGGACUAGCAGGAAGCAUGAGCCGGCGGAGGAGGCUCCUCUGUCAGCUAGCGACUGGUGUGACUCCGCUGAAGAUUGGGGCAUGGAAGAAGAGGGGGAUGGUGGAGUUUUGAAGAUGGACAAGCAUGUCCUGAAGGAGGAACCAGAAUUUUGCCAAUCGCCUGAAGGGGACGUCGUCAACAGACUCGGCCUCCUCCAUCUUGCAGAGGGGCAGGUGGACAGUCCCCUCCUGCGCGCCUUCUUCAUCAGCGUGGUGGAUGAGUCGGAUGUGGCGGCGGAGGAGGAAGACGGGCUGGCGCACGCCGAGGAUCUGCUGAGGGACUAUGAGAGGAGAGAGGGCAUGGCCGUGGGGGGCGGCGGGGACAAGGGCGGCGGGGACAAAAGCGGGGAGGAGAAGUACGAGAAGAGCCGAGCCCGUCACGGCGACGCCGUCUUCUCCAGGUUCACGAAAAGUGUCGGAUUGAAUUUCUGCAGUAAGAAUGACAACAAUAAGUGUUUCAUAAAAUGA